Terrapene triunguis (Three-toed box turtle) is the source of this 906-nucleotide messenger RNA. RefSeq names its product annexin A9 (gene ANXA9). The transcript has 8 exons. NCBI's taxonomy places the organism in Eukaryota, Metazoa, Chordata, Testudines, Emydidae. Bases 1 to 906 code for a protein of 301 amino acids. Gene Ontology annotation, molecular function: calcium-dependent phospholipid binding; calcium ion binding. Gene Ontology annotation, cellular component: cytoplasm. The record is from RefSeq and is a predicted model, not a curated record.
AUGAACAAAUUCCCUUCAAACGCCACGAUCCCCGUCUGCCUGAUUGACAGCUGGGCUGACACGCCAGGGCCCUCCGCCGUCAAAAGCAGGAGCUGUGACGAAUUGGGCGAAAGCGCCAACACUCUGUGGCUGGAGCUGUCACCUCUCGCCUCCAGCACAGAGAGGGACGAGAGCGCACACCCAUCGGUUACGUUGGCAAAACUGGAUCCACACCCUUUAGCUCAGGGAAAACCUCACCGCAGGGAAGUGUGUGUCAGCGGCAGACAGCUGUCUGCUGGCAAAGACAACGCGAUGCUCCUGGGGGACGGGAUGGACAGACGUUCCCUCGCCCACGAGAUUCUCAGCCAGCUGCCCCUGGCCCAGCAGACAGCAGCCUGGGGGACGCUGGGCACCAUCAAACCCUAUCUGGGCUUCGACGCGGAGAGCGACGUACAGCACCUGGUAGAGGCCAUCGCGGGCAAUGGCGCUGACCAUGGGGCCAUCCUGGAUGUGCUGACCAAUCGGACCAGCGCCCAGAGGCAGCACAUCACCAAGGGGUUCCAGGCCCUCACCAAGCAGGACCUGCUGAAAUCCAUGGAAGUGGCUCUGUCUGGGAACCUGGAGCAGGUCAUCAUGGGGCUGCUGAAGCCGCCGGCUCAGUACGAUGCUCACGAGCUGAGGGCGGCCAUGCAGGGCAUAGGCACUGACGAAGAUGCUUUGACUGAAAUUCUCUCCACUCGAUCCAACCAGCAGCUCAGAGAAAUCCUGAUCCGCAUCCUGAUCUCCCGCAGUGAAACGGACCUGCUGAGCAUCCGCUCUGAGUUCAAGAAGUGCCAUGGGAAGUCUCUGUACUCCUGUCUCCAGGUGGAGACGAGAGGCGAUUACCAGGCAGCGCUGCUAGCCUUGUGCAGGGCGGAAGACCUGUAG